Molecule: messenger RNA, 1457 nt
Organism: Hyaloscypha bicolor E
Lineage: Eukaryota; Fungi; Ascomycota; Leotiomycetes; Helotiales; Hyaloscyphaceae
Product: PH domain-like protein
Exons: 1
Coding region: 450-1145 (231 amino acids)
Biological process (GO): deadenylation-independent decapping of nuclear-transcribed mRNA; positive regulation of catalytic activity; deadenylation-dependent decapping of nuclear-transcribed mRNA
Cellular component (GO): P-body
Molecular function (GO): enzyme activator activity; mRNA binding
Source: RefSeq, a predicted model, not a curated record
GUUUUUUGCGACUUUUUGUCCCCCCCUCUGCAUCUGAAGUGGUUACUGCAGUAGAGCUUCAACGUAAUUUCAGAAAAGAAGGAAGCAUAACAACUCAGCUAUCUGAUGUUAUAUUCCUCAAGGCAUUAGAAAUAUUGGGAGAUUAAAAAAUAAAAGAAGUAUUCCGCCAUUGUGUGGGUUGGGUCAAUCUCGAUCCUGUGGACGUGAGGCGAGGCUGACAUUCUCAAACUUCGCGGGCUCCCUUCCCCAAACAACAUCAACAAUCAUCCUUCUUUCCCCAAACAUCAAAAAUCAUCAACCACGCACUCAUUAUCACACCACACAACACACGAUUCUACGCGAUCGAACAAGAGAAGUAGUCCUGCGCGUGCAGCUUCUACUACGGACUCAAUUCCACCGUGAGCGACUCCAUUCUCCACGAUCACAGAUCUCCACCAGCCUCCUCCACAAUGACGCCCCGCAAGACACGAACCCGCAACCACGCCUCGAGCACCUCACAGCCCCCUCUCGUCUCAGACUACGACUCCGAAGCCCAAUACACCGCCCCAGGCACGCUACGCACCCGCGAAGAGAUCAACCACUCUGUCAUAAAACGUUACGUGCCCUCGCUCUCUGCAAUCCUCGAGAUCGCCGCUUCAGCAUACAUCUACACCCUCAACAACACAACCGGCGAAUGGGAGAGGACCGGUAUCGAAGGCACAUUGUUCGUCUGCGAGCUCACACCAUCUCCUAUCACCGGAUCACCGCGGCACUGCGUUGUGGUUUUGAACAGGAAGGGUCUGGAGAACUUGAUCGUCUUUUCAGAAGAGCUUCAGAAUGUGGAGAUAUCGGAUGAGUUUCUGCUGUUGAAGUUCAGGAGUCGGGAGAGUGGGAAUGGGUUUGUGCAGGAGACGAAGGAGCAGGAGAAGAUCCUCGGGCUCUUUAUGACGGCUGAUGGGGAUGCGAAGGAGAGGGUCUGCCUGGCGGUGAAGAGUCAUUGGGAGAUGGCUAUGAGGGAGAGGGAGUCUGGGGAGGGUAUGGAGGGUAUGGUGGAGAAUUUUGGGGAUGAGGGGUAUGGAGAUGGAGGAAUGAUGAGAGAGGCGGCGGGGGAGUCAAAACCCAUGGGGAGACGCUUGAGUCUGACCGAGCUGUUUGGGCAUCGUUGAACAAGCGGCACCAUGGGAGGAAACUCGCUGCUACAGGGGUGCAUAUGGCGUCCCUCCAAAGGAGGGCGAUGGAUCAGUACGAGAUCCGAAUGAGGGUCAAGCAGACGACAAAGCUGUAGUCAGGCUGGUACAAUCUUUGGGGCCGAGGGGAAGAUUGCUGGCGAUUGUGGCGUCUAAUCCCGAGCUGUGCGACAGGCAAGAAGCAAUAAUCGGCAGAUGCUCCUCUAAUUGCUGCUUGGGUGUCCGUGGCGUCCUCGCAUGUUUCCGAACAUCGUUUCUUUUUUCACGUCUUAUCCUAACAUUGUUCCUUCA